Messenger RNA from Cucumis melo (muskmelon), 792 nucleotides. RefSeq names its product probable disease resistance protein At4g19060. The record is from RefSeq and is a predicted model, not a curated record. Gene Ontology annotation, biological process: defense response to other organism. The transcript is spliced from 2 exons. Lineage: Eukaryota; Viridiplantae; Streptophyta; Magnoliopsida; Cucurbitales; Cucurbitaceae. Bases 1 to 792 code for a protein of 263 amino acids. Gene Ontology annotation, molecular function: ATP hydrolysis activity; ADP binding.
AUGAACGGCGUACUCCAAAAUUCCGAGAUCCAACCCACCGCGGCCGCUGACCCAAGAACCCAAAUCUUCAAAUGGGUUACACAAACCGUCGACGGAUCCACCGUCCACGGCGUCGAAAACGAGCUUCUAGUUCUACAGAAAAUGCUCGAGAAACCAACUAUCGGCGGCGGCGGAGACGGCUUCAGAGCUAUUGGAAUCAUCGGAGUACGAGGUAUCGGAAAAUCAACAAUUGCUCGAGCCUUUCUCCAAAAGUCAGAAGUAAAAUCCAAGUUCCUCCCCAGAAUUUGGAUCUCGAUGUCGAGAAAUUUCACAGAAGACGACGAUCCCAAAAUCGCUCUUCUGAAGAGAAUCCUGAUCACUCUCGGAGUUGACACGAAGUUUCCCGGCGGCGAAACACUCGGCAGCCUCCUCUACGCUCUCCGACUUCAACUGAGAGGCAAACGAUAUCUGAUUGUGCUGGAUGAUGUUCAAGAAUUUAAAACAGAGAAAGAACAGAAUGAUUGGUACUGGGAUUUGAAUUCUUGUGAGAAGAUUGGGGAGAAAUUAAGAGAUGGGUUUCCUAAAGGGAAUGGAGGGGUUGUGAUUUUGACGAGUAGAAGUGAGAAAGCUGCAAAAGCUAUGGUGGGAGAGGGAAAUUUGAGGUGUUUGGUUCCUCAGAAAGACCCAGAAAGUUUCUGGGAAAUUUUCCGGCAAGAAGUUGUGAAAGAUGGAGUUUCGAUCCCUGAUGAAAUCUUGAAUUUCAAGGAAUUGAAAGUGAAAUUGCUGAAGAAAUGUGAUGGAAUGUCUAUUUGA